ACCUCCCUGGUCCAGCAGGUGUGUUUCGUUCGUUCUCGCAUUUAUCCUGUUCUUGCAUGUUACUGCAUUGCUUACUCUGAUUGAAAAAAACAAAAAAACGCAGCACUUUGUCAACUACAGCAAACCACGGCAGGGGCGAACAGAAAUGGUGUUUUAGGUGCAGUCAUGAUUAGCCCCAAAAAGCAUACUGGGAGGAAAUGCAUUCAGUGAAUAGUGGCUGUUCACAGCACGUGCUUCGGUGAUGCUAGCCUUGCUUGCGGCAUGCUGGCUCGUCUGUCAUUAAUGAGGACCUAAUUCGUGGAACCGCCCGCCCCGCAGGGGGUAACGAGGUUUGACUGGACUGCCGUGGCUGCCUCACAGUUAUAAGAAUUAUCCACUGAAUUCGUGGAUCUCGCAAUCCGAGAGGGCAUUUCUGCGAACCUCUUCGUGGCCUCCGCUCGAGACCAGCGCCAAGGCAGCACGGAGGGAUCCCUGAGGGCCUUGAGUAUGGCGACCCAACAGCAGCCACCCACCACGACGCAGCUCACAAGACACGCCGUCAACGGCUUCCGCUAUCAGGUGGCCGUCGGCACCACGGGCUGCGCUGUGCUCGCACAGGUGGCGCAGUGGCUGUACCGAGGGGGGGCAUGUAUCAGGACUUAUUUUCUCAGCCUAGGACACCAUGAAGCUGACUACAGACGCAUAUUUAACAGUGAACAAAGAAAGUUGUUGGAAAGUGGUGCUCCCUUCGAGGAAUAUGGCCUGCCUCUGCUUUUGCUCAUCCUCCAGCACAUGUGUGGACUCGCUGGGCCAAGCGAUCCAGCCUGGGCAUACCCCCCAGCAGGACAGCCCCUGGAGCAUCUCAUCUACAGGCUAAGUCAGAAGCAAAGCGGCAUUGCGUGCUCGAAGGACAUGCAGCAGAUGUCAGACCAGAAGCUGAAAAGGGAAUUGGAAAGACUCCGGCGUCUCCUCUCGAGGAUCCUUCGGCUGGUGGGGAGCCAGUGCGGAUUACCCCCACAUGUCAUUCGUGGCGAGAUCUGGCAGGCCAAACAGGAUUUGCAGGACCUUGCGAAGAAAGUCAGAGAACCUCUUCAGGUCUCCGAAGUGAACAGUCUCCCACAACUGCAGCAGGAAAUCCAGGUAUUCAGGGAAAUCCUUCAUCGAAAGGUGGAGGAGCGCAGUCGGCAGGAGUUGCGCGACUUCUAUCCUCAGUUGUGGGAUGUGGCUCUUGCGCAGUGGCUGUAUCCAGAGCUGACAGUCCGACCAAGUAUGAAUUUUACGAACCUGAUCCUCCUGGAAAACACGGCAAGUUUGCAAAGCUUUCGUACCUUACCCCUGAAGGACAUCUUGCAAAUCACCCACCCAAAUGGUCUACCUGAAGUGAUACUGAUAUCAGGGGAAGGAGGAAUAGGGAAAACCACUCUGUUGAAAUACAUGCUGGAGAUGUGGGUGAGAGAUCCCUUGCAAAUCGAGGGCCUUCAAGACGUCUCGCCCCUCCUCUACCUGCAACUUCGAGGCUCCAACAUCAGUAGCUGGAAGGACUUGCUCACGAACGUCCUUUGCGACACAUAUCAGGAGUCUGGCCUUACGGUUGACUUCUUUGUUGAUCUCUUUCGAGAAAUGCAAGUUGUCGUGCUUCUGGAUGGUUAUGACGAGGUUACCGAAGAGGCAAAGAAACUCGUGACUGAUCUUGCAACCUGCCAAGGAAAUGUGCGUGUAGUGAUAACCACUAGACCAAGUUGUCUGAAGGAACUAAGCAAGAUAGUGGAUAAAAAACAAGUAAUACACAUUGAGAUCAAGGGAGUACGGCAGGAAGAUCGUCCUCACUUUGUCGAAAGCACUUUGGCUGCUCUUGUCCAGGACCCACUUUCCAGGUCUGCAAUAAAGGAGAACAUCACCACACGGCUUCAAAGGCUGGUUCUGGAAAAGGUGGAUCUGGCUGUUCCUUUGACCUUGGUGCUCUUGAUUAUGCGAGAGGUCGAAGCACCGGGUCGGAGUUCACAAGGGAUUUAUGAGGAUUUGACAAACCUCAUGGCAGGAAAGAUUGAAGAGAGAUUAGUAGUAAGGGGCAUUGAUGAAGCUGAUGACAAAAUUAAAGAAUAUCAAGAGUUUCUGAAGGCAGUUUCUCUACGAUGUUUGAAGAAACAGGAACAUGACUUGUUGCCAGAAACUGUGGAGGCUUUGAUAGCAAAGUGUAACAACCUUGAUCUGCCAUAUAUGGAAAUUUUACCUGGAUUCCUCAUUUCGAAGAAACGUCGUCAGGGUCUGUUUAUCGUCCAAGUUUGGUCCUUUCCACACAAUCGCUUUCAGGAACACUGGGCUGCAAGUCAUAUUGCCAAACAGUUAUCAAAGAUGUCGCACUCACUGCCAGACAUGACAGGGUUGUUGGAUUUUGCUUUCCUAACUGAUGCCGAGAAGAAGAAAAAGCUUGGCAUGCCAGGACUGCCAACUGAGGAAGAAGUAGUAACCUUUAUGUUCACCAGAAAUCCUAUUCUACAGGUUUAUGUGGACAAUAUUGAAGAGGCAAGAGGAUUAGUAUGGAGCAAUAUACAGGGAAACCUGUCAACACUAGCCAUGGAAAUUAUUUUUAGUAUUACAUAUAUUUUGUCAUUGUCACAGGAAAACCUUUUGGUCAAGUUUGCCUCUGCUAUCAUCAGCUUCAUUUUAUACAGUGAUCAAUCUCAUCUGAUCAGUAAGAACAGCUGCCACAGGAUCUGUGAGACGGUGAUGGCUUCGGGACAACAUGCCAGUAUCUUAGAAGCAGCUGCCAAAGUGCUGAAAAACAGUGACACACUAAUGACUCGAGGGGAGUAUCUGCCUGGCUUCGUAGCUUUGUUUGACUAUGUCAGGCCUUCCUGCGUGGAAGUCUUCAUGAGUAAAGACACAGAAGAGUUGCCACCAAGCUGGCAAGUCUCUGGUCUGGAGGCAUUGUCCAACCAGAACAUUGAACUCAUACUCAUUUUAAGUGAUGUAAAGAAUUCUAUUCAGUUUUCUGAAGCAUGUCUACGGGCAACCACAGGCCCAGGAAAUAUUUGUCGGCUGACCAAGUUUGAAGGUGAAUUGACAGCGGUCGGGAUGCAGCUUCUUCCUGAGAGCCUGGAAGAGCUGAUAACCAAGUCUGACGGGGAGGGAGUGCGGGCUUUAGCCACGAGGCUCCAACUUCUACAGAGACUUCAAGUCUUAGAUUUCAAGGGUCAACUGACAGCCACCGAGGUGCGCCUCCUGCCCAGCAUCCUGAGGAAGCUGAGCGUGGAGACGGACGGGGAAGGCUUCAGGGCCCUGGCAGCAAGCCUUUCUCACCUGGAGAAGCUGCAGCAUUUAGACUUCGAAGGCCACCUGACGGAGGCAGAGAUGCCCCUUCUGCCGGAGGUGCUCUUCUCACUAAGGGUCCAAACAGACGGUGCGGGUCUCCGGGCUCUGGCAAGGAGACUUCCCCGCUUGACGAAGCUGUACUCGUUAACUGUAACGCUGCUGGAGUGUCCUCCUGCUGAAUCUCUGAGCGCCCUUCUCUGUGAGGCACCGCUGCUGACACUAGACCUCAAGCGUGUCACGCCCCCUUCCUGGGAGUGGGUGUGCGACGCCGUGCACGUCCUCUGCUCUACUCGUAGACAGGAGUUCACUGUGCACGUCCCAUCAGGCUGCGACACUCUUCAGGUGCAGAGCCUCAGGCAGGAGCUCCGAGGCCGAGGCGCGGAAGUGGUCGGGGAAAGUUCGAAGCAGAUUCGAAUCCUGUCGUGGAAACUCUGCUGCAAGUUGUAGGUCGCCGAUGGAACGCCUCUUGCCCUCUGGGGGCCUUCUGUUCAGCACUGUGUGUGGUAGUUUUAGAAGUA
Molecule: messenger RNA, 3809 nt
Organism: Penaeus monodon (black tiger shrimp)
Lineage: Eukaryota; Metazoa; Arthropoda; Malacostraca; Decapoda; Penaeidae
Source: RefSeq, a predicted model, not a curated record